AUGGCGGCGAGAGACCUCCAUCGCCCGCGCCCGCGCCUCCUCCACUCCACUACCUCCACCCUCCUUCGCGCACGACCACUCCCGCUCGGUCGCAACACCGCGCCGAACAACCUCUCCUCUCUCUUCCGGCGAUGCCAGAGUCAGUUUGAGCCCUUGAAACCCCCGUCGCCCUCAUCCCUCGGCCGACCCACCGCCGCCAAAUCGUAUCGUCGCAGCCGCAAAUGGCUCCGCCGUCUCUUCCGCUCCUCCCUCGCCGCCGCACUCGUCCUUACCCUCGAUGUCUACUUCUACGAUCAGAGCCUGACGCGCUCGCUCCGCACCUUCUACACCGGGUUGGUUGUGGCGCUGGACUACAAGUUGAACUUUCGCCCCGAUCCGUGGAUUGGCGACAGCGUGGCCGACCUGCAUUCGAGGAGCGCGCGGCGUGUCUUCAAUCUAUUGCGCGAAAAUGGCGGGCUAUAUCUCAAGAUCGGGCAGGCCAUCGCCAUGCAGAGCGCCAUCCUCCCGCCCGAGUUCCAGAAGAUGUUCGCGCGGAUGUUCGACGAUGCGCCGCAGAACGAUUGGAGCGCCGUGGAGAAGGUGAUCCGGGAGGACUUCGGGAAGAGCGUGGAAGAGGUGUUCGGCGUCUCCUUCGCGGGCGAUGCGUCCAAGGGCGUCAUGGAGCGGACGGCGCGGGCGAGUGCGAGUGUGGCACAGGUGCAUUGGGCGCGACUGCAGGAUGGGCGCGAGGUGGCGGUCAAGAUCCAGAAGAAGGAGAUCGCGCGGCAAGUCGGCUGGGAUCUGUGGGCGUUCAAGGUCGUCACCAAAAUCUACACCCUGUGGUUCGACCUGCCGCUGUACCAUCUCGUGCCGUACAUCGCGGAGCGCCUGAUGCUGGAGACGGACUUUCAGAACGAAGCGCGCAACGCGGAGCAGAUGCGGCGGCUGGUGCAGGGGGAGAAGCGGCUGCGCGAUCGCGUCUAUAUCCCCGAGGUCUAUCACGACUUGAGCAGCAAGCGCGUGAUGACGGCGGAGUGGAUCGAAGGCAUCCGGCUGUGGGACAAGGAGGGCAUCACGAACUCCUGGCAAGGCGGAUGGCGCAGGGGCUCACCCGGAGCGGGCGGCGCACCGCUCGAUGCACCAGCAAAGGCAGUCGUGGAGAGGAUACCGCAGCACGACCCCAAUCAGGAGCAUCUCAAGCCCGUGCGUGAUGCCUGGCGUGGGCCCGACCAGAACGGCGGGCUCGGCCUGAGUCUGAAGACGUGCAUGCAGACCAUGGUCGACCUGUUCUCCGCGCAGAUGUUCCUGUGGGGUUUGGUCCAUUGCGAUCCGCAUCCUGGCAACAUCUUUAUCCGUCGGCUGCCUGGUGGAAAGCCCGAGCUGGUGCUCAUCGAUCACGGGCUGUACAUCUCCAUGGACCCGAAAUUCCGCAAAGACUACGCCCUCUUCUGGCGCAGUUUGAUGACGUUCGACAACGACACCAUCGCCCAUAUCACACGGGACGAAUGGGGGAUCAAUGCGCCCGACAUCUUCGCCUCCGCCACGCUCAUGCGCCCCUACGAAGGCGGCGACGGCAAGACGUUGGCCGAGAUCAAAAGCAUGAGCAAGAAGGAGCAGCGGCAGCAGCAGUUCGAGAUGCAGCAGAAGAUGCGGAAGGGCAUUCGCGACAUCCUCGCCAAUCAGGAGAAGUUCCCGCAGGAGCUCAUCUUCAUCGGCCGCAACCUGCGCAUCGUGCAGGGCAACAACCAGUUCCUCGGCUCGCCGGUGAACCGCGUCAAAAUCACGGGGUACUGGGCGUCGCGAGCGCUGUCCGAGGCGAAGGACCUGGGCUGGAAGGAGCAGUGGCGGCAGUAUGGGAGGCAUCUGCUCUUCCGAUUCGUGCUGCUGAGUACCGAUGUCGUCUUUUACUGGAGCAAACUCAAGCAGGCCAUCGGCCUCGGGAAGGGCAUGGACGAUGACUUGGAGGAGAGUAUGAAGAAGAUGGCCGGCCAGAUGGGCGUAGAGCUGCAGCACGGUAAGUCACGGCGUGCGAAGUAUGAAUACGAGAACGAUGGGCUGACUGUGUGCAUCUACAGGCGUCUUCGACGGAUGAACACUUCCCCCACUCCUGUGCCAACGUUGAUAGAAAUACACGAAGACUCUAGACUCUAUAUCAAUCAAGCAUGUGACGAACAGACGUGGGUCCAAGAACAGAUCAGUUGCGUUUCUUCCCCUUUUCAAGCUUCCGCUCUUGCCUCCAGACCCAGACGUAGAUGA
Molecule: messenger RNA, 2235 nt
Organism: Neohortaea acidophila
Lineage: Eukaryota; Fungi; Ascomycota; Dothideomycetes; Mycosphaerellales; Teratosphaeriaceae
Product: ABC1 family-domain-containing protein
Exons: 2
Coding region: 1-2235 (744 amino acids)
Source: RefSeq, a predicted model, not a curated record